Messenger RNA from Anolis sagrei ordinatus, 2319 nucleotides. The record is from RefSeq and is a predicted model, not a curated record. Lineage: Eukaryota; Metazoa; Chordata; Lepidosauria; Squamata; Anolidae.
GGCUCUCAUCCUGCCUCCUCCCAUCCUGUUCUCUUCUCCAGGCUUAACAUGCCUGGCUCUUUCAGCCGCUCCUCAUGGUUUGGAGUACAAGAGUCUCGCGCUCCUGCCCUCCCUCUUUCUCUUUCCUCCCUCCCUGCUGACAAGAGGGCCACAAGCAAAGCCUGUUGGGAAAUGGGAAUGCGGGGCUCCAGGGACUGACCCCCGUUGGGCCCCAAAGCAAAGGAAGAAAUCCCAGCCCGGCGACUCUGACGAGGCCUCCAAGUGGGUUCCCUUCAUUCCUCCGGCUGUGUCUUGCCGUCUCAGAAUCAAAGCUGCUUUUCCCCACCAUGUUCUCCCAAGAAAUAAGGAUUCUGUGGAUCCGGCUCUGGCGUGAAGGGAAACAAACCAGCAUCAAGUGGGCAUUGAGGAAUUUGGAAACAAAAAGAACAGUCAAGAAAAGAGUCCCGUAGGAAGAAGAAUCCUCCCAAGGUCCUGAUUGUGACGAAUGACCCAACUCCCUUUGGAUCAGAAAGGAAAACAGAAGGCCCAAACAUCCAUAUAUGUCCCUGUGAAUAUGGAGAAGCCCUAUGGAUGCCUGGCGUGUGGAAAGAGCUUCACUCGGAGGGAUUACCUACAGUUACAUGUAAGGACCCACACUGGGGAGAAGCCCUACACGUGCCAGGAGUGCGGAAAGAGCUUUGCGCAGAGAGGAAGUCUACACAAACAUCAAAGAACUCACACUGGGGAGAAACCCUAUACGUGCCUGGAGUGUGGAAAGAGUUUCUCGGAAACUUCGCACCUACAUUCUCAUUAUAGAACCCAUACUGGAGAGAAACCCUACACGUGCCAGGAGUGUGGGAAAGGCUUCGCUCAGAGUGGAGACCUACAUUCCCAUCAAAGGACUCACACUGGGGAGAAACCCUAUACGUGCCUGGAGUGUGGAAAGGGCUUCACUCGGAGCGGAGACUUCUAUAAACAUCAGAGGACACACACUGGGGAGAAGCCCUAUACGUGCUGGGAGUGUGGGAAGAGCUUCACCGAGAGUGGAAGUCUACGUUCACACCAAAGAUCUCAUGCUGGGGGAAAAGCCUGUGCGUGCACCGAGUGUGGAAAGAGCCUCUCUGAAAGUUCUCGUGAUAGAACCCACACUGAGGAGAAACCCUACGCGUGCCUGGAGUGUGGAAAGCGCUUCUCUCAGAGUGGAGAUCUACAGUCACACCAAAGGACUCACACCGGGGAGAAACCCUACGCGUGCCAGGAGUGUGGAAAGCGCUUCUCUCAGAGUGGAAGUCUCCACAGACACCAAAGGACUCACACUGGGGAAAAGCCCUGUAAAUGCACAGAAUGUGGAAAGAGCUUCUCCGAAAUCUCGCGUCUCUGUUCUCAUUAUAGAACUCACACUGGGGAGAAACCCUACACGUGCCAGGAGUGUGGAAAGAGCUUCACUCGGAGUGGAAACCUACAUUCACACCAAAGGACUCACACUGGGGAGAAAAACCCUAUACAUGCCUAGAGCGUGGAAAGAGCUUCACUCACCGUGGAAAUCUACAAGGGAGAGAGCCUUCUCCUCCGUGGCCCCCCAACUCUGGAACUCAUUGCCCAGAGAGAUGAGGAAUGCCUCUGUAAUGAACCCUUACCUUUUAGCAGCCAGGAUGGAGGGCCUAGAAAAGCCUGUAAGCUCCUCAUCAAAGGACUCACACUGGGGAGAAACCCUAUAAAUGCCUGGAGUGUGGAAAGCGCUUCCAGCCCUAAACGGUUUGGGACCCACCUACCUGCGUGACCGCAUUUCCGUAUACGAACCCACAUGAUCCCUUCGUUCAUCUGGAGAGGCCCUGCUCACGAUCCCACCAGCAUCGCAAGCGCGAUUGGUAGGGACGAGGGACAGGGCCUUCUCGGUGGUGGCCCCACGACUCUGGAACUCCCUCCCCAAGGACAUCAGGCAUUCCCCAACACUGGCAGUAUUCAGAAGGAGCUUGAAAACAUGGAUGUUCCAGUGUGCCUUCCCAGAUUAAGGAAUCCCAAGCAAUUGUCCCUAAUGCACUUUACGAGAGAGUUGGAAUUGUCUGCACACCCUUCUAUUCCCAAAAUAUCCAGUCUAUCUCACCUGGACAUGCCCAGCAUUUUUAGAAUUUUAACUCUUACAUUUGGCCCUGCCACAGGUUUUUAACAGUGUCGUGCUUUGUUACUGUUUUAUUGUUUGCUUAUGUAUUGUUGCAUUGUAUUACUGCCUGUUGUGUUUAUGUUAAUGAUGUACUUUGGGCUCGGCCUCUUGUAAGCCGCACCGAGUCCUGCGGGAGAUGGUAGAUGCGGGGUACAAAUAAAGGUUUAUUAUUAUUAUUA